Messenger RNA from Darwinula stevensoni, 1207 nucleotides. Lineage: Eukaryota; Metazoa; Arthropoda; Ostracoda; Podocopida; Darwinulidae. The record is from the annotation of a GenBank genome assembly.
UGUUUUCUUGAAUUGCAGGUAUACUUCAAUUUCACUGAAAUCAUGCCCCGUGCAAAAGCUGAUGCUGAUAAGCCCCGUGGGCGUAUGUCAGCAUAUGCCUUCUUUGUACAGACGUGCAGGGAGGAGCAUAAGAAGAAGCACCCGAAUGAAAAUGUUGUAUUUUCAGAAUUUUCGAAGAAAUGUGCAGAGAGAUGGAAGACUAUGAAUGAGAAGGAGAAGGGUCGCUUUCAUGAAAUGGCUGCAAGAGACAAGCAGCGCUUUGACUCUGAGAUGAGCAACUACAAGAGCACAGGAAAGGGUGCUGGUGGGAGAAAGAGGAAGCGUGCAAAGGAUCCUGCUGCACCCAAAAGAGCCCUGUCGGCCUUCUUCUGGUUCUGCGCUGAUGAGCGACCAAAAGUUAGGGCAUUGAAUCCUGACUAUGCUGUUGGAGAUGUGGCAAAGGAGUUGGGGAAGAGAUGGGCUGAUGCCACGCCUGAGGUCAAGUCGAAAUACGAAGCCAUGGCUGCCAAAGACAAGGGAAGAUAUGAAAGGGAAAUGACUGCAUACCGCAAGAAGCCCAAAGCCAACUCAGCAAAUGAGGAAGGGGGUGACGAUGAUGAUGAGGAAGAAGAGGAAGAGGAUUAUGAUGAUGAUGAAGGAGAUGAGUAGAUACAGAUUUCCUUCAAGCGGUUAUUUGGGUGUCUCCUCGUGGUGAGGCUGAUGUAAAUAGUUGAAAUAUGUGACGCCGAAAGUGACAAUAUGGAGGGAGAAAUCUUAGGAGAUGGCUUCAGGACAUUUUCAACACGGCAACCUGAAUCUUAGGGAGAGGUUAUUUUUGAAGUGCGUAAUACUCACAUGUCAUCUUUCAGCUGUCACGCCGCACACUCAUCAUUCCCUCCAUGGACUCUUCAUCUUACUACUUUGAAUGGACCUAAUUUAUUUAUGAGUAAAUUGUGUCUCUCCCACUGCCUCAUGCACCACUGGAGUAGGUUUGACCGAAAUGCUGUGGGAGGCAGCCGAGGUGGCUGUGUUCCAGAGUACAAAAAAAUGUGGCUGUAGAAAGUGUGGCAUGUUGACAUUGGGUAGGCACAUGUUCCUGAACUGGAAGAUUUGAACGUAUCCAGUGGAUUCUCCAUCGUACCUUUGUCCCAUUUGAUAAGAAGAACUGUUCUUCAUCUGCUCAGUGACUGGUUCCCCUUCAUGUGAAUAAAACUCCUUUCUCAUUCCA